AUUUUUUAUUUUGUAGACAAGUGCAGGUGGUGUCUCUGUCCAUUAUUUUCAUGGGGCAACCUAAGUACCUAACUUUCUUGUUUUCUCGUACACGCGCCUCACAAAAAUCUGGUACUUUUCCAUGUCCACAUUAUAUUUUAGGUGUUUGUGACAAAGAAGAAGAGAGAAUCACUUUCAUACGAAAUUUGUACACCAGAUUUGUGAUUGAAGGUUCUCCUUCUUAUGUUUCUGAAAACACUAUUGACAUAUGUUGUUGAAAAUGCAAUACCAUUUAUCAAUAGCUACCAAAGUUCUCCUCCUCUUUCUCUUUUCUACGAACUUCAAUUGUUCAAACACUCAGUCAUGGAUCAAAGCCGGUUACCAUUACACAGGGGUUGAUAAUCGAUUCUUUGUUUCUGACAUAGAUUCCACAUUGUUCACUCACCUUAUAUGUGGUUUUGCCCAUAUAAACUCUUCCACUUACCAGCUCUCAAUCGACUCCUCCACCCAAAAAGAUAUCUCCUCUUUCACAGAUUUUGUCAAGCGCAAAAACCCAGAAGUCACAGCCUUGCUAUCCAUCUGGGGUGGAGGCGAAGACUAUUCAGUGUUAUUUUCAUUGCUGAACCAGUCUUCUCACCGGAGAUCUUUCAUUGAAUCUUCAAUAAAGACAGCUAGACUUUAUGAGUUUGAUGGGCUAGACCUUACAGGGGCCGUGCCAAGAACAAGCAUGCAUACCACAUCUUUGGGAACAUUUCUAAAUGAGUGGCGUGCUGCGGUGGAUUCUGAAGCAAAAAAGCCAGGAAAGUCAGGUUUGCUCUUGACAAUGGCACUUCAUCAUCAUAUGCAGGUUAUGGACACCGUCACUUAUCCGAUUGACUCAAUUAAGAAGAACUUGAAUUGGGUUCAUCUUCUGGCAUAUGAUUACUAUCUUCCUAAACAGGAAAACUUCACACACCCUCAUGCUGCUUUAUAUGACCCAAUAUCAAAUGGGACUAACACGAAUAGUCGUGUUAAGGACUUGAUAAGCAGAGGACUACCUGCUAGCAAGCUGGUUUUAGGCUUGCCUUACCAUGGUUAUGGUUGGACUCUUGUGAAUCCCAACGACAAUAAUGUUGGUGCAGCGGCAUCAGGUCCUGCGGUUACCAUAGACGGGUCCAUGGCCUACAAGUUAAUCAAAUGGUUCAUUAAGACAUAUGGAUAUGGUGCAGUUCCUACGUACAAUGACACUUAUGUGGUGAAUUACUGCACAAUUGGGUCAAGUUGGAUUGAUUUUGAUGAUGUAGAGGCUAUCAGAGCGAAAGUGUCUUAUGCUAAGAAGAUGGGGCUUCUUGGCUACAAUGUGUUUCAAGUUGGCAAUGAUGACAAUUGGGUGCUCUCUAGGGCAGCAGCUCAAGAUGAAGGAGGUCAACAGAACAAGAAACGGUUAUUGGUCAUUGUUCUGGUCACAAUUGCUAUGAUUAUUAUCCUACUGGGAACAAUGAUGUGUUACCUACAAAGGAGAGUACUCAAGUCAAUUGGGAUUACAGACAAUAUCAAAAGAUCAGUUUACAGGCUAUUGAAUAUAGUUCCAGGUACAGACAGUUUUGACAGCAAUGCUCCUAAUCUGCAAGUAUUCAGUUACACAACUAUCAAAGCAGCUACAAAUAACUUUUCGAGUCAGAAUAAGCUUGGAGAGGGUGGCUUUGGCCCUGUAUACAAGGGUACAUUAAGGAAGGGUCAGCAAAUAGCUGUGAAAAGACUUUCGAAAACUUCAAACCAAGGCCUUGAAGAGUUUCAAAAUGAGGUUACACUUACUGCAACACUGCAUCAUGUGAAUCUAGUUAGAGUUCUGGGAUAUUGCACCAAAAGGGAAGAAAAGAUGCUGAUAUAUGAGUACAUGCCAAAGAAAAGCUUGGAUCACUACCUCUUUGAUCCAAGUAGUUGUAAUCUUUUGGAUUGGGAGCAACGUGUCCACAUCAUUGAAGGGGUAAUUCAAGGGCUUCUAUAUCUCCAAGAAUACUCAAACUCUACAAUAAUUCACCGUGAUCUGAAAGCAAGCAACAUUCUGUUAGAUGAUGAGAUGAAACCGAAAAUAUCAGAUUUUGGUCUAGCCAGAGCUUUCAGAAAGAAUGAACAUGAGGCAAACACUGGUCGCAUUGUAGGAACAUAUGGCUAUGUUCCCCCUGAAUAUGUAAGAAGAGGCAUUUAUUCCAUGAAAUACGAUGUUUACAGCUUCGGUGUUCUGCUUCUGCAUAUCAUAAGUGGCAAGAGAAGUUCAUGUUUUUAUGGCUUAGAUGGAAAUUUAAACAUUCUAGAACACGCAUAUGAAUUGUGGAAAGAAGGCCAAGGCAAGGAUUUCAUAGAUCCAACCCUUGAUGAUUCGACUUCGUCUUGCAAGCUCUUAAGAUGCAUGGUGGUAGCCUUAUUAUGUGUCCAAGAAAAUCCAGUAGAUAGACCAUCCAUGCUGGAGGUUUCUUCGAUACUCAAGAGCGAAAGUGCGGCCAUCAUUAGUCCUAAAAAGCCUGCUUUCUCAGUUACGAAGGAUGAAGAUGAGGAUCAUAUGUACAAAGAAAUCUAUUCAGUCAAUGAUGCAACAAUGUCCGAAAUUGUGCCCCGAUGACAAUUCUUUCUGAAACAUAACAUGUAAAGGAUCUGUAUAGUAAUUUCUUCUGUUACAAUAUGUUACAUCUAUAACUGAUUUCCUUGUUUAACAUCUCUUUCUUUCUUUC
Messenger RNA from Rosa rugosa (rugosa rose), 2687 nucleotides. Its product is annotated as cysteine-rich receptor-like protein kinase 7. Gene Ontology annotation, molecular function: ATP binding; protein kinase activity; chitin binding. Lineage: Eukaryota; Viridiplantae; Streptophyta; Magnoliopsida; Rosales; Rosaceae. The coding region runs from base 248 to 2578 and encodes 776 amino acids. Gene Ontology annotation, biological process: carbohydrate metabolic process; protein phosphorylation. The record is from RefSeq and is a predicted model, not a curated record. The transcript is spliced from 7 exons.